Messenger RNA from Perca fluviatilis (European perch), 1175 nucleotides. RefSeq names its product fibroblast growth factor 12-like. The record is from RefSeq and is a predicted model, not a curated record. Gene Ontology annotation, cellular component: cytoplasm. The coding region runs from base 234 to 998 and encodes 254 amino acids. Gene Ontology annotation, biological process: positive regulation of gene expression; positive regulation of cell population proliferation; positive regulation of protein phosphorylation. The transcript has 5 exons. NCBI's taxonomy places the organism in Eukaryota, Metazoa, Chordata, Actinopteri, Perciformes, Percidae. Gene Ontology annotation, molecular function: growth factor activity; fibroblast growth factor receptor binding.
AUAAUGAACAACUGAACACGUUACACACUGGGACCUUUAAGCGUCUUUUGUAAGUCAAGACAUGUAGGUUUUCUCUUUCUAAUCAUGGAGUGAGAAAGUGAUCCUUCUACGCUCGCUGGAUUCUACCGUUCAGACCGUGUCCGAGCGUUUCCCGUCCCUCCCCCUUGCCUCGGCGAGCAGAGCAGGUUGUUCGGUAGUUCCUCGGUGGCUCCGCCCACCUCUCGGAGGGGGAGAUGGCGGCGGCCAUCGCCAGCUCCCUGAUCCGCCAGCGGCGUCAGGCACGUGAGACCAACAACGAAAAGGUCGCCACCAACAAGAGACGCACCAGUCCCACCAAAGACAAAGUCUCGCUGUGUGAGAGAAACAUCUUCAGCGUCUUCAGCAAAGUUCGCUUCUGCAGCGGGAAGAAAAGGCCGGUACGCCGGAAACCAGAGCCCCAGCUGAAGGGCAUAGUGACGCGUCUGUUCAGCGAGCAGGGCUUCUUCCUGCAGAUGCAACCUGAUGGAGUCAUCAGUGGGAACAAGGACGAGAACAGCGACUACACGCUGUUUAACCUGAUCCCGGUGGGUUUGAGGGUUGUGGCCAUGCAGGGAGUGAAGGCUGGACUCUACAUGGCCAUGAACGCAGAGGGAUACCUCUACACAUCAGAUAUCUUCACAGCAGAGUGUAAGUUUAAGGAGUCUGUGUUUGAGAACUACUACGUCAUCUACUCGUCCACGCUGUACCGGCAGCACGAGUCUGGCCGCGCCUGGUUCCUCGGCCUCAACAAGGACGGAGUCGUCAUGAAGGGGAACCGCGUCAAGAAGACCAAGCCCUGCUCGCACUUCGUCCCCAGACCCAUCGAAGUCUGCAUGUACAAGGAGCCGUCGCUGCACGAGCUGGAGGAGAAGCUGCUGAAGUUGUCGCGGAGCCCGACGAUGAACGGCGAGGAGCGGCCGGACGCCGAGCCGGCAGAGGAGGAACCGGAGGACGACCUCACAGAGCGGGACGGAUUAUAGCCUGCAGCGCCCAACCCCUGCAGGCCGAACUCCCAUUUUAACACUCCCUCUGUUCAGCAACAAAAGCAACUACAACGACAACAAACGCCAUGACGACGACUACGCCGGCGACAACGAAGAAAACAAAGCUAAAAAAAAAGCUAAAAAAAAAAAAAAAGUGGAAAAAAUCUUCUUGCU